Stegostoma tigrinum is the source of this 2037-nucleotide messenger RNA. RefSeq names its product heterogeneous nuclear ribonucleoprotein L-like. The transcript has 14 exons. The coding region runs from base 16 to 1710 and encodes 564 amino acids. Gene Ontology annotation, cellular component: nucleus. Lineage: Eukaryota; Metazoa; Chordata; Chondrichthyes; Orectolobiformes; Stegostomatidae. Gene Ontology annotation, molecular function: mRNA binding. Gene Ontology annotation, biological process: mRNA processing; regulation of RNA splicing. The record is from RefSeq and is a predicted model, not a curated record.
CUGUGGGCGGGGCAAAUGGGCCGCUGCUGUGGCCGCCAUUUUUGUUUCUCCCUCUCUCAUUCUUCCCUUAGCGUGCGAAGUAUCGGCCCGUUCGGAGCUGCAGGAACCCGGCAGUCGGAAUUGAAGAUGGCGGGCAGACACCAGGCUAAGCGUUUCAGGUUCGACAGGGAUGGUGGUAUUGAAGACCUCAAUAAGAUUUCUCCAUCUCCUGUUAUACACAUCCGAGGACUGUUGGAUGGGGUAAUGGAAGUUGAUCUUAUGGAGGCUCUGCAGGAUUUUGGCAAUAUCAGUUGUGUGAUGCUGAUGCCCAGGAGAAAGCAAGCAUUGGUUGAGUUUGAGGACAUCGCUGGUGCAUGUAGCUGUGUGAAUUACGCAGCAGAUAAUCCGAUCUACGUUGCUGGACAACUGGCCUACGUUUGUUUUUCCACAAGCCAGAAAAUUGCCAGACCAGAUGAUGAUGACUCUAAAAGCAAUAAAGUCCUGUUGAUCACUGUUGCAAAUUCUAUUUAUCCCAUCAACACUGACAUUCUGUACACUAUUUGCAACCCUUGUGGGCCUGUUCAAAGGAUUGUCAUCUUCAGAAAGAAUGGAAUACAGGCAAUGGUGGAAUUUGACUCUGUUCAAAGCGCACAGAAGGCCAAAGCAUCCCUUAAUGGUGCCGAUAUCUAUUCUGGAUGUUGUACUUUGAAAAUAGAAUAUGCUAAGCCAACUCGUUUGAAUGUCUUUAAGAAUGAUGCUGAUACCUGGGAUUAUGUAAACCCUAAUCCUGGUAGACCAGAGCCUUCAAACAAGCGCACUAGAUUGCCUGCCUUGCUUGGUGAUGCUCCAUCUAACUUUGGUCAUGGCUACCCUCCUUCAACAUACCAUGGCUAUUACGAUGAUGAGGAUGAUGAUGACUAUGCUCCACCGCAUCACUACGAAGGCAGGGGAAUGGGUCCUCCACCACCACCACCAUCAGGGGGAGGCCCUCGUAGGGGUCCACCUUCACGGCGGUACUCGGCUCAAUAUGGUGGUGCAGCACCACCACCUCCACCUCCGCCACAUGCCGAUUAUGGUCCUCUGGCUGAUAGCCCAGUCCUGAUUGUUUAUGGGCUAGAUACUAAGAGGAUGAACCCAGACAAGGUGUUCAAUAUCUUCUGUCUUUAUGGCAAUGUGCAUAAGGUUAAAUUCUUAAAAAGCAAACCUGGCGCCGCCAUGGUGGAAAUGAGUGAUGGAUUUGCAGUAGACCGAGCCCUAACAUGCCUGAACACUGAAAAUUUUCUGUUUGGCCAGCAUAUAAAUGUAUGUGUGUCAAAACAGAAGGUAAUAGUUCCUGGCCAGUCAUUUGAGUUAGAGGAUGGCUCUUGUAGCUUCAAGGAUUACUCAACUAACCGAAACAACCGGUUCACAAAUCUGAAACAAGCUGCCAAAAAUCGAAUCCAGAAACCUAACAACAUGCUGCAUUUCUUUAGUGCUCCUCCAUCUGUUACAGAAGAAAUAUUCCAGCAGAUAUCUGACAAAGCUAACGUGAAGAGGCCUAAAAGUAUUAUAUUUUUCAGUGGAAAAACUGGAUCAAAAGGAAACCAAGGUGAGAAGAGUUCUUCUGGCCUUCUGGAAUAUGAGUUGAAGAGUGAUGCUUUUGAGGCAUUAGUUAUGCUGAAUCACUACAGAUUAAAGAAUCCAGAUGGGCCUGACCUGUUCACGCUGAAACUGUGUUUCUCUACUGCCUAAAAUGAUCCUGAGCAUGGAACCAACUCAUCGAGCAUGGAACCAACUCAUUGAGGCUGAUCGUUGCUUUUGAUGUAUCUUUCUUUUGCUUUUGCUUUCUUUAAUGCUGUAAAGUGCAGUGACCCAUGGAAAGGAAUUUGUUUUCCAGUGCAAGGGCAGUUUUUUUAGAUUUCCCAAGAAUGAAUGGUUAGUGAAAUGUGACUGUGCUAGUGGUUAGUAUAUAUGAACAUUUGUUUGGACUUGUUUAAUUAUUGGAAGAUUCCUGUACUGCAGAGAACUGUACACUAUUGUGUUACAGCUAAAAAGUAUUAAUAAAAACACUUUUUAGUC